Molecule: messenger RNA, 201 nt
Organism: Linum trigynum
Lineage: Eukaryota; Viridiplantae; Streptophyta; Magnoliopsida; Malpighiales; Linaceae
Source: the annotation of a GenBank genome assembly
AUGACGGAGAUGCGGCGUAGCACUUCCCGUCGGCGACUGCUGCUGGCUGAGGUGGGAGGGAGAUCGAGUUUGGGCUUCGGGGAAGAGAAGAGGAAGUGGAAGCUGAGGCUAGCUAUUGGGGGCGACAGAUUGAAUCAGACAGAGGAGAAAGGAGUGGGGCGGCGGGGGUUGUUGAACGGCGGAUUGAAUCGGGGAGGUUGA